AUGACAAGAGAAAUAUGGAAUAUUUUAACCAUGCAAUAUUUUUUGUCAAGAAAACAGCUACAUGGAAGCGAAGCCAACAUCAGAAAUUCUCGCAGAUCUGAGGCACACACACAAACAAAAAAAUGUCGAAGAAGAAAUGUGCUGACACAUUUUCUGUCGCCUAAGCUAUGCGCCACGUUGUCACUCGUCGUGAUUUGUGUCAUAUUGCAGAUUUUCCAUUUAUGCAAGGAUAAUGGAGACAUAGGAUGCGGAUUAAAUUUUGGAAAUAACAAGGGAAGAAAUUUAUCACAAAAUAAUGCGAGUAAUAGACAAGGAGACAAAGCUAGGAAUAGGGAAAGAAGGAGAAAGACCAAGGAAACGUUUUUAAAUUCGCCUCUUGUGGAGGAAAAAGAAGAAAGUGGUGGUUGUAGAUAUGAAGAACUAGAAACGAUUUUAGGUGGGUCCUAUCAUUCCAAUGAAAGUGAUAAUAAAACUUAUUAUGUUUCAUUACCUGAAGAUGAAUCAAAAGAACAGUCCGAAGACGAAUCGGAAGUAGAUUCAGAAGGAGGCCAAUCUGGAGGAUCAGAUGGAGACAGGUAUAGAGAAUCAGAGGAGCAGUAUGAAGAUUCUGAUGAAGAACAGGACCAUGAUGAAGAUGAUUAUGAAGAAAUUGAGAUGUUAAGGAGUAGAAGGGGCUUUCCUGGUUUUGGAAAGUCAAGGAAACAGGACGAUGAAGAUUUUAUACGUUUCGACGUUGAUGAAUCGUUUUCUGAGGAUUCAGAUACAGAUUCUGAUCCGAGAGAAAUGUUAACUGAAGAAGAAUUAGAUAGAAGGCUUAAAGGAUUAAGGGGCAAUUUGGAUGAUGAUGAAAUGAUUUAUUUAUGGAAUAGCUUCCACGAAAUUGAGAAUAAUAAAUUUCAAGUUAUGCAAAGACAUCUAUGGGAGUGGUGUGAAUUAUUAGCAUUUGAAUAUAAGAUUCCAGAAGAUACUUUAUUAACGGAAUGGAAAAGAAUUGUGGAUUUUUCAUCGGAUGAACUAAUGAAAAAGACUGUUAAUGAUUAUAGAGAUUUUAAAAAUUUGAUUAAUGGAGGAUUGAAGAAUAGUAUGGAUUUUGUUCAUUUUCUGAAUUCUAAAAGGGAAUCGUGGUCCAAUUUUCGAUCCAGGACAGAAUCUGUCUGGAAAAAUACUAUAGAUAAAAAAUUUAGAAAUUAUUAUAAUUAA
Molecule: messenger RNA, 1200 nt
Organism: Plasmodium cynomolgi strain B
Lineage: Eukaryota; Apicomplexa; Aconoidasida; Haemosporida; Plasmodiidae
Product: phist protein
Exons: 2
Coding region: 1-1200 (399 amino acids)
Source: RefSeq, a predicted model, not a curated record